AUGGAGCUUGACGAGGAGGCGAAAGAGGAUUUCGACGAGCAUGGUUUAGGUGGGGAGGAUCUUGACGCUCAGAUCGAAGCUGUGAAGAGCAAUAUUAUUGGCAGUAAGAUGUACUUGCGUGGCAUGAGCCGCUAUAUAGCGUGGCUGUACACCAAUAAACGCGAUGUCUUGAGUGGAGAGCUGCUAAGUGCACUGCGGGAUGAUGCCUUCGAAGACGAUGGAACAGGCUACUUGUCACUAAAAGUUAACGGAGUACUUCGCUUUAUCCGUGAAAACGCAAAGGUCCCAUUAAUUCAGUACGAACAACAUCGAGCUACUGAUUUUGAGGGGCUCUUACUGUCUUUAAAGAGUCAAAAAGGAGGAAAACCUGGUAUAUCGGUGUACAACUCGUUCCGAUCAGCGCUGUUUCAUUUGUAUCGUGGGUACGGGCGCUCAAUGGAUGUGGACUUUGCAGCAGAUGUGACGUUGUUUUUUAAGGGUUUAAAUAGGGAGACAGCUAAACGGAACCAUGAUUCUGGGGAAAACUGA
This is a messenger RNA of Phytophthora nicotianae INRA-310, 528 nucleotides long. RefSeq lists its product as hypothetical. The record is from RefSeq and is a predicted model, not a curated record. NCBI's taxonomy places the organism in Eukaryota, Oomycota, Peronosporomycetes, Peronosporales, Peronosporaceae. Bases 1 to 528 code for a protein of 175 amino acids. The transcript has a single exon.